GUUAGACAAAAUUGAGGGUGUAGCCGCUACUUUCAUGGGGCAAGAUGGAUCCCGUUUCCAUUAUUAGAUUUUCUUUCUGUCAGAUUUUAAGAGAUUUUUGUUUAAAAAUCACAACUUUGUAAUGCAGAAUUAUUUUUGAUUAAAAAAACUAUUAAACUGUAAUAGUAUCUGCCUGAUCGUCUCAGUGAACGUCAGCUUCGCAGCUUGCUCCGACAAUCCUUUCAACUUGCUGACAUCCAGUUAAGCUAACCCCAGCUAACUUCGUUAUGUGAAGUGUCUUGCGAACAAAGAAGCUCUGCAACUAUCUGGUGUUGCAAGUUGCUCUCAUGUGCCCAUGGAGAAGGAGGUCUUUGAGGGGUGGCUGGAGUCAGUCUCUGCCACUUUCCUUACACUUAAUGACCAGCAGCGUAACCAGGCUCUGGACCAGCUCAUAUCUCUGAGCGGUGCAGUUCAGCUUCGCCAUCUGUCCAAUGGACUGGAGACGCUGCUUAAGCGUGACUUCUUGCGCCUGCUUCCUCUGGAGCUGGCCUUCUACCUGCUCCGCUGGCUUGAUCCACAGACACUGCUCACCUGCUGCUUGGUUUGCAAACAGUGGAAUAAGGUGAUAAGCUCAUGCACAGAGGUUUGGCAGACAGUGUGUCGUGAGCUUGGCUGGAGAAUUGAUGAAUCCAUUCAAGAUGCAUCCCACUGGAAAGGAGUCUAUCUAAAGGCUAAGCGGAGAAUGAUGCAGCUGAAGGACCAAGAAGCCUUUGAGACAUCAUCUCUUAUUGGACAUAGUGCACGAGUGUAUGCGCUUUAUUAUAAGGAUGGUCUUCUGUGCACAGGAUCUGACGACCUUUCUGCAAAGUUAUGGGAUGUUCGCACAGGGCAAUGCAUUUAUGGUAUCCAAACACACACCUGUGCCACAGUAAAAUUUGAUGAACAAAAGCUUGUGACUGGAUCCUUUGACAACACCAUUGCAUGCUGGGAGUGGAGCACAGGUGCAAGAAUCCAGCAAUUCCGUGGUCACACAGGAGCAGUUUUCAGUGUUGACUACAAUGAUGAGCUGGACAUGUUGGUGAGUGGUUCAGCUGACUUUUCUGUGAAGAUCUGGUCCCUGUCAACUGGAAUCUGCCUCAACACUCUGACAGGACACACAGAGUGGGUCACUAAGGUGAUACUACAGAAAACAGAAGUAGAAUCUGUGGUGCACAGUCCUGGGGAUUAUAUCCUCUUGAGUGCUGAUAAAUACGAAAUUAAGGUCUGGCCAUUGGGCCGUGAGAUAAACUGUAAGUGUCUGAAAACACUGUCAGUUUCUGAGGACCGCAGCAUAAGCCUUCAGCCACGACUGCAGUUUGAUGGGCGCUACAUCAUUUGCAGCUCAGAUCUUGGAGUUUAUCAGUGGGACUUUGCCAGCUUUGAGAUUCUCAGGGUGAUUAAAACCCAAGAUCCAGCGAACCUGUCCCUGUUGAGCUUUGGAGAGGUGUUUGCUUUGCUCUUUGACAACCACUUUCUGUAUGUCAUGGAUUUAAGGACAGAGGCUAUCUCAGGCCGCUGGCCUCUGCCGGCUUAUAGAAAGUCCAAACGAGGGUCCAGCUUUUUGGCUGGAGUGACCUCAUGGUUAAAUGGACUGGAUGGUGGCAAUGACUCAGGACUGGUGUUUGCUACAAGCAUGCCCGACCAUAGCAUUCACUUAGUGCUGUGGAAGGAGAAUGGAUAGAAGACAGUACCUUUUUAAAAA
This is a messenger RNA of Periophthalmus magnuspinnatus, 1720 nucleotides long. RefSeq names its product F-box and WD repeat domain containing 2 (gene fbxw2). Gene Ontology annotation, molecular function: protein binding. The record is from RefSeq and is a predicted model, not a curated record. The transcript has 8 exons. The coding region runs from base 335 to 1699 and encodes 454 amino acids. NCBI's taxonomy places the organism in Eukaryota, Metazoa, Chordata, Actinopteri, Gobiiformes, Gobiidae.